CCCGUGAGCUCGUGGCGUAUGGACGUAUUUUUUGCGACCGCAACCCGCUUCGACACGUUACGGGCGUGUUUUGCCGGGGCCUUAAUGAAAAAUUGAUGAAAACGCUGGUUUAACGAGCCUCCCUACUGCACAGAGGCGUAUUUAGACUGUGUUUUUAAUUAAACUUUGUGCGCUGUAUGGAUAUUGAGUGUAUAAUGUAGUCGUUGCUGACACGGUACAAGGAUAAGUGGCAUGUUGUGACACGGUGACAAUGACGGAGAGUUAGUGUUGUGAAAGUGUCGAUAUCGAUAUCGAUAAAAUGGCGCGGUUGUUGCUAGCGUUGCUGUUGCCGGCGCUGGCCGCCGCUGCGAUGUCGCCCGGCGACACGGAGACGUGCAAUCCGGAUAAAAUGACAGUUUACCGGGUGGUGCUGCACACGUAUUGGACCAGGGAGAAAUUCCCCAAACAUUACCCGGAUUGGAGGCCGCCGGCGCAGUGGUCAAAGAUGUAUGGAGUAUCACACGACAGAUCAUACGUCCUCUUCCGUUUGGGGAAACGAGUAUCAUCUCCGGUCCGACAGUUCGCCGAAUCCGGUCGCUCGGAUGCCCUGGGUACAGCCCCGGGUACGAUGGACGUAUUCGGAGCCCCGGCAAUUGUGCAAGGCUCGGGACGGACUGAGGCCGAAUUCUUUGUCGAUGGCAAUCAUUCAAGAGUAUCUGUGAUGGCCAGAAUGAUUCCAUCUCCGGACUGGUUUAUAGGUAUAGACAGCUUUGAUCUCUGCGUGGACGGAAAUUGGCUUGACAGUAUUACUAUUGAGGUGGAUCCAUUAGACGCUGGGACUGACAACGGAUUCACAUUCACGGCUCCAAACUGGCCGACUGCACCACAAGGCGUCGCUUAUCGUAUUACAUCUAAGUACCCGUCACACCCAGCUGGAUCAUUCUUCUAUCCUCACCUGAGAAGAUUGCCGCCCAUAGCCACUUACCAGUUCAUUAAGCUGCGAGAAUACGAACUGUCCGAAGUAUUUCACCGAUCUAGUGAUGAUCGAAGGUACGACGUUCUUCAACUGGAUAAGCUCAGCCACAACAGUAUCGACGUGUUGGAUGGUAACAGAGCACUGUCCAUUGCUGAGGAAAUUGAACGUGCUGAAGCACCCAAAAUCUAUUCUGAGGGGUCUAUGACCACGCCUGAUGGCACUUACUCUUACUACACUGUUACGAAUACAUCGGCCAACACGACAGAAGAACCACGAUCAGCUAACGAGCUGCCAACGUCAGGGCCUACUGCCAGCGAAAGGUCAGCGCUACGCAGCCUAGCACGCCGGUACCGGGCUAGGCGACGACGCAAGCUACGCGCGGACAAUGCUGACCCAGCGGAGAGGAGAAAGCGAAAAAGAGCUAAGCUACUAGAUUGCCGCGUCUCAGCGUGGGGAGAAUGGAGUCCAUGCCGCAGUGAUGGCGGCUGCGUCGGAUCCGUAUUGCGUACGCGCAGGAUACUCCGCCGCCAACGGCCCGGUGGUGCACCGUGUCCUCCAACAGCGCAAUCACGGUGGUGUGCAACCAACUGCACCCUACCACAGCCGCGCGAAGACUGGCGAAAUAAUCUCACGUAAUUCCUUUUUCAAAUUUAAAAUGGUUAAGUUAUUCGAAUUUAUGCUGGUUGAAAUUUUUUAAUUCCCUUUUCGAAAUUCA
This is a messenger RNA of Achroia grisella, 1670 nucleotides long. It is a transcript of the gene mspo, whose product is annotated as spondin-2. Gene Ontology annotation, biological process: cell adhesion. Gene Ontology annotation, cellular component: extracellular matrix. The record is from RefSeq and is a predicted model, not a curated record. The transcript has 8 exons. NCBI's taxonomy places the organism in Eukaryota, Metazoa, Arthropoda, Insecta, Lepidoptera, Pyralidae. The coding region runs from base 299 to 1591 and encodes 430 amino acids.